Molecule: messenger RNA, 1204 nt
Organism: Parasteatoda tepidariorum (common house spider)
Lineage: Eukaryota; Metazoa; Arthropoda; Arachnida; Araneae; Theridiidae
Source: RefSeq, a predicted model, not a curated record
UUCCCUUAUUCCCCGAAAACAGCAGUAAUUAAUUCCAUAAAAUCCAAUGACACGAUUUCUGUUAUAUCGAAUUUAGUAGAACCAAUCUUAUCGCUUGAUGUAAACUAAAAUUCGUGAUAUCAUGCUUAGAUAUACUGGGGUAUAAAAAGAAAACGAUUUUUAUUUACAGUUUAUAUGGUUGACCAAAAUGGAAAUUUCUUUAUUUUUUGUGGCAGUUGUAUUUUUCUGUUGGGAUGGCAUAUCAGGUGCAGUUGCAGAAAAAUUUCACGUCGAAGGAGACGGGGAAAUUAGUGGUGGAUAUAGGCACAUUGCAGGUGGAUAUGAGCACCAUGCAGCACCUAGUUCUACAUCUCCUAGAUCAUCUUCCCCAAGAAUGUCUUCAACUGGUAGCUCAUCCACUGGUAGCUGGGGACUCAUCCACUGGUCAACUAAAGGUAUAUCAACUGGUGGUCCACCUACUAGAGGUUCUACAGCUAAGACAUAUUCAACAAGAAGUUCUUCAAUUAAGAGUUAUCCAACUAGAAAUCCUUCAACUUGGAGCUCUUCAAUUAAAGGCUCUUCCCUUGAUAGCUCAACCACUGGUGGCUUUUCAGCUAAAGGCUUAUCUACUGGUCGCUCUACAAGUAGAGGAUCCUCAACUAAAAGUUAUCCAACUCGGAAUUCGUUAACUUGGAGUUCUUCAACUAAAGACUCAUCUACAGGUCGCUCUGCAACUAGGGGCUCUUCAACUGAGAGUGAUCCAAAUAGAGGCUCUUCAACUGAAAGUGAUCCAACUAAGAGCUCUCCAACUGGGGGCUCUUCAACAAAGGGUUAUCCAACUAUGAACUCUCCUACUAAGGACUUUCCAAGAAAGGUCCCACCCACUGUGAGCUUUUACACUGGAAUUUCUUCAAUUGGAAGUUUUCCAACUGUUGGCUCUUCUGCUAGAAAUUCUGAAGAAGAUAUACUGGCUCUACUAAUCCGGAAUCAUUGACACGUGGCUCAACUACACUAACAGGAGAAGGCUACUUCUGGUCGUAACUCUGUCAGUGAAGAAGAAAGUCCACCACCUAAACUUCAUCUACGGAACCAAAACACAUCACUGACUGCAAUGUUAAAAGAUUAGAAGAAUAAGUCUUUUUCUUUUGUAAAAUACUGUUUUCAAAUACUCAUAAUAUUCUCAACAUAAGCUGUAAUAAACAUUUUAUUCUGAAUUUUUAUUUAA